Plasmodium vinckei vinckei is the source of this 783-nucleotide messenger RNA. Its product is annotated as pyrroline-5-carboxylate reductase, putative. Gene Ontology annotation, molecular function: pyrroline-5-carboxylate reductase activity. The coding region runs from base 1 to 783 and encodes 260 amino acids. The record is from RefSeq and is a predicted model, not a curated record. Gene Ontology annotation, biological process: L-proline biosynthetic process. The transcript is spliced from 6 exons. Lineage: Eukaryota; Apicomplexa; Aconoidasida; Haemosporida; Plasmodiidae.
AUGGAAAACAUAAAAUUAGGAUUUUUAGGUCUAGGACAAAUGGGAUUAGCAUUGGCAAAUGGAAUGUCUAAUUCCAAUAUAAUUAAAAAGGAAAAUAUUUAUUAUUAUUCCCCAUCAAAAAAAAAUACCGACUUUGUUUAUGUGAAUUCAAAUGUAGAGGUUGCCAAAAAAUGCGAUAUAAUUAUAUGUGCAGUUAAACCAGAUAUGGCCAGUUCGGUUUUAAGUGAUAUUAAGCCCUAUUUGGCAUCAAAGUUGCUAAUAUCCAUUUGCGGAGGAUUAAAGAUCAAAACUUUGGAACAAAUGGCUGGAGAUGAUGCUAAAAUUGUGUGGGUUAUGCCUAAUACCCCAUGUUUAGUUGGAGAAGGAACAUUUAUUUAUUGCUAUAAUAAAAAUGUGAAUGCUCAAAAUAAAAAACAUGUGGAUGAUUUAUUUAAUUCCUGUGGAGAUGCAUAUGAAGUAAACGAAAAACACAUGGAUAUAGGAACAGCUAUAUCAGGUUGUGGGCCUGCAUAUGUUUAUUUAUUUAUAGAAAGUUUAAUUGAUGCUGGAGUUAAAAAUGGAUUAAACCGAAAUUUAUCAAAAAAAUUAGUUUUACAAACUCUUAAAGGGUCUGUUAAAAUGGUUAAAGAAUCUGAUCAACCAGUCCAACAAUUAAAAGAUAACAUAUGCUCUCCAGGAGGCAUUACAGCUAUGGCCUUAUAUACCCUUGAAAAAAAUGGUUUCAAAUAUGGAGUUAUGGAAGCAGUUGAUGCCGCUUUCCAAAAAUCAAAAGCAAUGAGCUAA